Exophiala viscosa is the source of this 1750-nucleotide messenger RNA. Its product is annotated as translation elongation factor Tu. The transcript has 4 exons. Bases 186 to 1508 code for a protein of 440 amino acids. Gene Ontology annotation, biological process: mitochondrial translational elongation. Gene Ontology annotation, cellular component: mitochondrion. The record is from RefSeq and is a predicted model, not a curated record. Lineage: Eukaryota; Fungi; Ascomycota; Eurotiomycetes; Chaetothyriales; Herpotrichiellaceae. Gene Ontology annotation, molecular function: GTPase activity; GTP binding; translation elongation factor activity.
AUGGAGGUCGUUCCGCGGCGAAUAAGUCUGAACUAGUCCGCAUUGGAAAAUCUUUCGAGCUCGAAUCAGUCCAUCUUGUCUGCGCCGCCAGAAGUGCAGUUGAUUUUAUUCUUCUGGUCGUCGCAGGUCAGCUUUCGGGGCUCCUUCUUCUUUCUUCGUUUAUUGUCUUCUUAGGGGCGUCAAUCAUGGCUUUCUCUCGCUCAGUCACGUCUGUAUUACGAACUUCGCGACACAUCGCCUCGCCCAGUCGAGGUGCCAACCCAGUCAAUCGAGUCUUUGGUCACGACAGAUUCGGUGCCAGAACCUACGCUGCUGUCUUCAAUCGUGACAAGCCCCAUGUAAACGUCGGUACCAUUGGCCACGUCGAUCAUGGCAAGACUACGCUCACAGCCGCCAUCACCAAAAGACAAGCCGAGAAGGGUUUCGCACAGUUCUUAGAAUAUGGUGCGAUCGACAAAGCCCCCGAAGAGCGGAAACGUGGUAUUACAAUUGCCACGGCGCACAUCGAGUAUCAGACAGACAAACGCCACUAUUCCCACGUCGACUGCCCCGGUCACGCCGAUUACAUCAAGAACAUGAUUACUGGAGCCGCUCUCAUGGAUGGCGCUGUCAUGGUCGUUGCUGCUGGUGAUGGACAAAUGCCCCAAACAAGAGAACAUCUGCUCCUUGCCCGUCAGGUCGGUGUACAAAAGAUUGUCGUAUUCGUCAACAAGGUCGAUACCGUUGAAGACCCUGAAAUGUUGGAACUCGUAGAGAUGGAAAUGCGCGAGGUUCUGGCAAAAUACGGAUUCGAGGGAGACGACACACCCAUCAUCUUUGGCUCCGCUUUGUGCGCUCUGGAGGGCAAGAAACCCGAGAUCGGUGUGGAAAAGAUUGACGAGCUCAUGAACGCCGUUGAUACCUGGAUUCCAACCCCGCAGCGAGAUACCGAAAAGCCUUUCCUCAUGUCCGUCGAAGAAGUCUUCUCCAUCUCCGGAAGAGGUACCGUCGCUUCUGGCCGUGUCAUGCGAGGUGUCUUGAAGAAGGAUACUGAAGUCGAGAUUGUGGGCGGUGGUGCGAACGUCAUCAAGACAAAGGUCACCGAUAUUGAAACCUUCAAGAAGUCCUGCGACGAGUCAAGAGCUGGUGAUAACUCUGGGCUUCUUCUACGUGGUGUCAAGCGCGAAGAUGUCAGACGUGGUAUGGUCAUUGCUGUACCGGGUACUGCCAAGGCUCACCAGGAGGUUCUUGUGUCGAUGUACGUCCUGACCGAAGAGGAAGGUGGCCGAAAGACUGGAUUCACCGAAGCAUACCGACCGCAGCUCUUUGUUCGAACAGCCGAUGAGGCCGCCACCCUGGCAUGGCCCGAGGGAACCGAGGACACCAGCAGGAUGAUCAUGCCUGGUGACAACGUCGAGAUGGUCCUCAAGACUCACCACCCAACUGCCGUCGAAGCCGGUGAACGAUUCAACCUGCGAGAAGGUGGAAGGACUGUUGCGACGGGCCUGAUUACGAGAGUCGUUAAAUAAGCGUGAUGAUGCAUUCACAUUUUGCAUGAGUUAAAAAAGUCGGCGUUCACGCUCUGAUCUCGGCCCUGAAGGCACUGUAUCAAAAAUGUUGUAUCUUGUCAGAUAUGGGAAGCUGUACAUUUGCGACAGAGUUGCGCCGACUCCGGGGUAACUUAUCGGACAUGUUGGGGGCAUUUGGGGGCGACGGCGUAGAAACCUUUGUAUCUAAUCACUCUCAACUUCGAACAUGUCUGAACACACCU